Messenger RNA from Sinocyclocheilus rhinocerous, 3071 nucleotides. Its product is annotated as ras-related protein Rab-33B-like. NCBI's taxonomy places the organism in Eukaryota, Metazoa, Chordata, Actinopteri, Cypriniformes, Cyprinidae. Gene Ontology annotation, biological process: Rab protein signal transduction. Gene Ontology annotation, molecular function: GTPase activity; GTP binding. The record is from RefSeq and is a predicted model, not a curated record. The coding region runs from base 286 to 996 and encodes 236 amino acids. The transcript has 2 exons.
UAUCGCGAGAUUACAGUUAUGUCAACGUCGUACGUGGCUACAGACCCAAACAGUGUAAGAAGACUCCGCCAGGAAUGCAUCAGCAAAAUGCGGAGUCUACCGGUCAACACGUCAAAUACAGUCCCCGACGUUUGAAACUCUGAGUUUUGCGCAUAAAGCUUGAGGUGAAGGGCUGAAGGUUAAACUAAUCCUGCGUUUGAAUAAUUUAUUUGACCCGUUAGCGUCAGUAGCUACAUUUGCACUGUGCCAUUCCGUGAGGCACUUGUUUGUCUAUAGGAAGGCAGCAUGGCAGAUAUCGAGAACUCCUUUGAAUUUGGCUCAUCUUUGACCUGCUCUUCGCUGCCUCCCCCACGGACCCGAAUCUUUAAAAUCAUCGUGAUCGGAGACUCUGGAGUUGGCAAGACUUGCCUCACCUAUAGAUUCUGUGCGGGCAAGUUUCCAGACAAGACUGAGGCCACUAUCGGGGUGGAUUUUCGGGAGAAGGUUAUUGAAAUAGACGGAGAGAAAAUCAAGGUCCAGUUGUGGGACACCGCAGGCCAGGAGCGCUUCCGAAAGAGUAUGGUGCAGCACUACUACCGCAACGUCCACGCUGUGGUGUUUGUCUACGAUGUCACCAAUGCCGCUAGUUUCCGAAGCCUUCCAGCGUGGAUCGAGGAGUGCCGUCAGCAUGCCCUGGGUCAAGAGGUGCCCAGAAUCUUGGUUGGCAACAAAUGUGACCUGCGCCACGCUGCUCAAGUAAGCACAGACGUAGCGCAGCAGUUCGCCGAUGCACACUCAAUGCCUCUGUUCGAGACUUCUGCCAAGAACCCCUAUGGAAACGACGACGGUGGUCGGAAUAAUAGUGACCACGUGGAAGCCAUUUUUAUGACAGUGGCGCACAAGCUGAAAUCUCAGAAGCCACUGGUGUUAAGUCAACCACCGUGCAGAUCAGGAGAUACUGUCACUCUCAGGAGGCAGGACGAGGAGGACAGGGGAACAUGGGGCUGCGGUUGUUGAAGGAGCUAAUGAAGGAGUCACCACUUUACAGGAUGGAGUUGACAAAGGUGAAGCACCUUUUAAAGAAGCAGAUUCAAAGGCACUUUUGUGUCAUCUGUGAAGGUCCAGGUCAAGGGUUGAGGACACAGUAACAUCUAUUCUCAAGAUUUCUUUUUGUAUCUGAUGUGCAGAAUCUGGCCAUUAUUUUAAAGGGAAAAAACCUUCGUCCAUCACUCAAACCAGAGGCUUUGAGAAGUUGCAUGUAGGCCCAUCUGCCUUACAUAUACUGUUCAAGCUUUAUCCGUUGUGUCAGUCUGUCUAGUUCAUAUCAUAUGCCACUGCCAAACACUCACUACAUUUGCCUACUAGUUUUAGCCAGUUAUGCAGUUCUGUAGGUGAAUUGAACGAUGAAAUCAUCGUACGCAACAUGUUGCUUUUUUCAUCAUAUUUUAGAAACAAUAUUUUGCCACAAUUACAUAAACCGUUCUGUUAAAUCACUUCAGCCUCCCAGGUGAAUCUGGUUUAGUCUGUGUGUUUGUUCUCAUUCUAUCUCACCCACACACACUAAAUGCAGGUUAUUUAUUAGUGCUGCUAAUAGGUUUUAGACAAAACGAGGGAUGAAUUUAAAAGAAAAAAAGCUGAUAUCCUUGCCUUUCUGAAAAAGCCAGUCCUAGUCCACUGCCAUUGUUUUAUUUUUGCCAAUUUAUUUCUUCCUAACAGUCAGUCAUCUGGAUAAAAUCUCCUUUAAAGACAUCUGGGUUAUGCAUGAUAACCAGUCCUUCCUGUGAAUCAUGUUAAAAUGUAGGUAAGUUAGGUUAAAAAAAAGGGACAAGAAUUGGCUGACAAUAUUUACUUCAGUAUCUACAGUCAGGUUUUGUAUGUAGUACUGCUUUGUUAGGCAAAAUGAAAAUGAUCUGUAGUGUCUAAUCGCAGAUUAGUACGAGCAUGACAUAAAUCUGAACAAAAGGUCUGAUAUCAGUGUGUAUUUCAGUAUGUAAUCUGUCAGUACAAAUAUACAGAUAUGCUAAUGACUAAAUUGUCUUUCCCUUCGGCUAUCUUCUUUCCAACACUGAUACGCAGAACGGAGUUGAAUCCAUUACAGGGAAUAUUCACUCAUGUCAUUAUGUAACCACAGCUGGUCCUGUGGAGUGCAUGAAAGAAGCUCAGGAUAUACAUGCUUUAUUUGUUUUAUGGGAAAUUGCCAAAAAGAGGGUUUGCAUAUAGAUUCUGGUAAAUUUUUUGAUGUAGGUUUUGUAAAGGGCCUGAUUAGCUGAUGCUUUGCAUUGUUUGAUUCAGGUACAAUAAUAGGGGAGCAUGUGAUUAGUUGAGGAAUUGUGCACAGUUGAUGAUGGCUCUUAAAUCUUUAAAUGCAACAUAAAUGCAUACUAAGACUUAUCUGUUUGUGCUUAAUGAUUUGAUCCUGGGUGCUUACAGAAGGUUUAUAUCUUAUUUGUCUGCCAUAAACAUCAUGAGCAUUCAUGAUUUUUGUAGGUUCAUGCUGAACUGGUCUUGAUAAAAACAUACUCUUGGUCUGGAUUCUCUUCAUUGUUGUCUGUACUGAUUUUUCUCUUUUCAAGUGUCAAGUUUCAAUUGUCACUUUUCACCAUUUCAAGUGUCCUUCAGAAUUUAAUUCUGUAUUUUUUUUUUCUGUUUUCAUUAACACAAUAACACCGUUAACAAUGUAAAAUAUGAGCAGAUCUCAAAAAUCCACAAAAACAAUGUUACAGCUGGAAAUUUCCAAAUGCAGAUAAUAUAUGGAAGAUUAUUAACAUGCUUGUUACAUUUUUGUUAUUUGUAAUUGUUUCUUAUUCUUGGGAUAAUUAUGCAUCUUUGCAACCGAAGUGUAUGAGCCAAUUCAUGGUAUCAGGUCAGCAGUUGAUAAAAUAACACCUUGCUGUGCCUGAACUCAAACAUGCACAACAUAUCUUUACUAGUCAUUUGUCUGAUACAACUCAUGCCUUUAAUGUUGGUCAGUGAGUGAUAUAGUUUUGAGAAAAUAAACAAACCAUCAAUCCACUAUAAUCAAAGGAGUACAAAAGAAAUCAAUGCUUGUGGUUUUGGUUUUAACGGUUUCAAUGUUUUACUAAAAAUAAAGU